Sphaerulina musiva SO2202 is the source of this 1580-nucleotide messenger RNA. Its product is annotated as Porin_3-domain-containing protein. NCBI's taxonomy places the organism in Eukaryota, Fungi, Ascomycota, Dothideomycetes, Mycosphaerellales, Mycosphaerellaceae. The record is from RefSeq and is a predicted model, not a curated record. The coding region runs from base 111 to 1226 and encodes 371 amino acids. Gene Ontology annotation, cellular component: mitochondrial outer membrane translocase complex; mitochondrial outer membrane. Gene Ontology annotation, biological process: protein import into mitochondrial matrix. The transcript is spliced from 3 exons. Gene Ontology annotation, molecular function: transmembrane protein transporter activity.
GCUCUACCCAUCUCAUCUUCGACCCCAUCGCCGUCGCCCGAACUCCAACCCUCUCUCUUACUCGGCGACAGACUCUUCUCGGCCCACGCGCAGCAACUUCACCUGCAGCAAUGGCGGCGGCACCUCCUUUAGAAAAGCUUGCGGUGCCCGUGGAGGUCGAAGUCACGCCCAUAACGCAUCUCGAGCCUGUGCGCACAAAUGGCUUCAUGGACCUCAUCCUAGACACAUAUCAGUCCUUCCAGGCGCGAAGGGAAGCACUGGGGUUGAGCAAUCCAGGCACAGUUGAUGGCAUUGCACGAGAGGUGCAACGCGACGUCUUUCUCACCAACCAGACCUUCUCAGGACUGCGCGCCGAGCUCAACAAGAGUUUCUCCAUCUACCCAUUAUUCCAAAUCAGCCAUGCCUUUUCCAGCGGGUCGCAAAUGCUAUCGCCGUACACCUUCCUGGCACUUUACGGCACCAACAACACACUCUGCCAGGCUCAACUCGAUUCAGAUGCCUCGUUCAAUGCCCGUUUCAACCAGCGCAUCACCAACCGUCUCAUGUUCAAGUCCUCCGUACAGAUACAGUCUGCAUCGGGAAUGAGCCCAGGAGGAGCGCAAGUGUCUCUGGAGCAAGACUACACGGGUAACGACUUUACGGCGUCGCUGAAGAGCAUCAACCCCAGCUUGCUGGAAGGCGAGCUGACGGGCAUGUUCAUCGGUUCGUACCUCCAGAGCAUCACACCGCGAUUGUCGUUGGGUAUGGAGGGUGUUGUGCAAAGGCCAGGAAGCGGCAUGGGACCAGAGGCAGCAGUCAGCUAUGCAGGGCGAUACAGGGGCGAUGACUGGAUCGCAAGCGCACAACUCUUGACACAGGGUGGUGUACAGCUGAGCUACUGGAAGAAGCUCAUGGACAAGGUGGAGACCGGUGUGGACGUCAAUCUGCAAUUCGCAGGCCUUUCUGGUGCGGGUAUGAUGGGAGGAGGUCGGAAAGAGGGCGUGGCAACGUUUGGCACCAAGUACGAGUUUUCACGAUCGAUCUUCCGCGCACAAAUCGACAGCCAGGGCAAGCUCGGAUGCCUGUUGGAGAAGAUUGUUGCGCCGCCAGUCAAGCUCACAUUUGCUGGUGAGCUGGACCACGUCAAGAACUCUGCCAAACUCGGUCUCGCAGUAUCAAUCGAAGCAUCAGGCGAAGAACUCAUGGAGCAACAGGACAAAAUUUCGCCCGCCUCGCCUCCCUUCUAAGCGCAUACGAUGACAACGAUGCGUCCCGAAUGGAGUUCCCGCUUGGUCACUCUUCCUUCUCCUUGUACAAUACUCGAUUAAAAAGCGUAGAGACGGACGGCCGACGACUGCAUGUGUGUGUCUGAAGAGCAGCCACGUGCGGCGUAGCUCGGAUGUAUCUGAGAGACGCAGAUGGAGGUUCAUCGAUUCCAGUGUUCGGCUUGGGUUCAUGAUGCAUAGCGGACGGAGCAGCAGCGGUGGCGGCGGAGCGUCAACGACAGGCAGACAUAGGCCGCGGUGUGUAGUAAUGCUACGUAGAAAGCACAGGAGUAGCUUUGUGUACAUUUACCAGAAAAUACCAUCACCUUCCCACCU